Messenger RNA from Prunus avium (sweet cherry), 1212 nucleotides. The record is from RefSeq and is a predicted model, not a curated record. Lineage: Eukaryota; Viridiplantae; Streptophyta; Magnoliopsida; Rosales; Rosaceae.
AUAACUAUUAAUUGAAGCAAUUGUUGUUUAACUUAUGGUUAACUCUUAACUGCUUGUUUCUAAACAUGCAAAUGAAAUGUUUCUUCAAUUGAAUUUCAUUUGUCUAUUGCAGAUGAGAGCUGUUUCACAAAUGGCUAUCUGGACACCGUAAUAGAUUGGAUCCCGGGAAUGAGAGAUAUCCGGUUGAGGGAUCUCCCGACCUUCUUCCAAACCACAAAUCCGGAUGAUGUCAUGCUUAACUUCAUCAUGGAAUCAACCGAUAGAGCUCAUGAAGCUUCAGCAGUUGUUCUACAUACUUUUGAUGCCUUGGAGUCAGAUGUUUUGGAUGCUCUCUCAUCUAUGCUUCCCCGUGUGUACACCGUUGGCCCUCUUCAAUUGCAUCUCAAUCACAUACCAGAACACCCUUUGAAAAUGGGAUACAGUCUAUGGAAAGAAGAAACUGAACGCCUCGAGUGGCUAAACACCAAGGCACCAAACUCAGUUGUCUAUGUGAAUUUCGGCAGUAUAACAGUCAUGACGCCAGAACAGCUUGUAGAGUUUGGGUGGGGACUUGCAAAUAGCAAGCUUCCAUUCUUUUGGGUAAUUAGACCUGAUCUAGUUAUUGGAGAAUCUGCUAUUUUGCCGCCAGAGUUUGUGGCUGAAACUAAGGAAAGAAGUCUAAUAGCUGGGUGGUGCCCACAAGAGCAAGUCCUUAACCACCCAUCAGUUGGAGGAUUUUUAACGCACAGCGGUUGGAAUUCAACGGUUGAGAGCCUUACUGCAGGAGUUCCUAUGCUCUGUUGGCCAUGCUUUGGAGACCAGCAAAUGGACUGUCGCUAUACUUGCAAUGAAUGGGGCAUUGGCAUGGAGAUUAGUAAUGAUGUCAAGAGGGAUGAGGUAGAGAAGCUUGUCAAAGAGUUAAUGGAGGGUGAGAAGGGUAAGAAGAUGAAAAAUAAGGUCAUGGAGUGGAAGAAACUUGCAGAAGAAGCUACUGGUCCACAUGGUUCUUCAUCCACAAACUUGGACAAUUUAGUGAAUCAAGUGCUAUUAAGAAAAAGCUAAAGAUUUUACCAGAAGAUUUUAAUUAUUAUUAUUUAUUUCUAUUGUCUCAAAUAAUCAACUAGCUAGCAAUAUGUACUAAGGCCUGUAAAACUUAUGUUACUAGCUAGCAAUAUGUACUCAGGCUAGAAUUUUGUUUUCUCUAAGAUUUUAAUUAAUUAUGUUCAAAUUAUA